Messenger RNA from Amphiprion ocellaris (clown anemonefish), 4014 nucleotides. It is a transcript of the gene agpat2, whose product is annotated as 1-acylglycerol-3-phosphate O-acyltransferase 2 (lysophosphatidic acid acyltransferase, beta). Gene Ontology annotation, biological process: phosphatidic acid biosynthetic process. NCBI's taxonomy places the organism in Eukaryota, Metazoa, Chordata, Actinopteri, Pomacentridae. The transcript has 6 exons. Bases 228 to 1043 code for a protein of 271 amino acids. Gene Ontology annotation, cellular component: endoplasmic reticulum; membrane. Gene Ontology annotation, molecular function: 1-acylglycerol-3-phosphate O-acyltransferase activity. The record is from RefSeq and is a predicted model, not a curated record.
CGAUGACGACUUGACUCCACCUCAUGAUGCCAUUUAGCAACAGAUGAGCAACGCUUCAUGUUCAUUUUGGGCAGCCGGAGAGUCACGCGUUGCCCCGAAGGAGUACUUUUGACUGCGUAAUGUUAGUCGGGGUCGCGGUGCGUCCUCCGGUCUCUCUCGCACCGUAGCUUACUAGCGUGUUAGCGGCUUCCUCGUGUGUUCUUGCUGCCAGUGUCUGCUGGAUCGCUAUGGAUGUGCUCUGGAUGAUACCGCUGCUGCUGCUGGUCCCGCUCCUGAUUUGGACCAGCAGCACGUUUGCUUUCUAUUUCAAAAAGUGCUUUUACGUCGCCUGGAUGAUGUUGCUGGCCCUGAUCGCUAUCCCCCUGUGCAUACUGAAAAGCGGAGGCAGGGACAUUGAAAACAUGAGGAUCAUCCGCUUCCUGGUUCGUCAUGUCAAGUACUUCCUGGGUCUUCGAUUUGAAGUGAGCGGCUGGGAGCAUCUGCAGACACAGGGUCCCUACGUGAUCAUCUCCAACCACCAGAGCUCCCUAGAUGUUUUGGGCCUGAUGGAGAUCCUACCAGACCGCUGCACCAUGAUUGCCAAGAAGGAGCUGGUUUACGCUGGCACAGUGGGCCUCGUCUGCUGGCUGGGCGGCAUCGUCUUCAUCAACCGCAAGAAGACCAGCGAUGCAAAGAGCGUCAUGGCCGACGCUGCCAAAACCAUGUUGGAUGACCAGAUUCGUCUGUGGGUGUUUCCAGAGGGAACGCGUAACCAGAGAGGCGACCUGCUGCCUUUCAAAAAAGGUGCUUUCCACCUGGCAGUGCAGGCACAAGUACCCAUCAUCCCCAUCGUUUUCUCCUCCUACAGCAACUUCUACCUACGGAAAGAAAAGCAGUUCAACUCGGGGACCAUCAGAUUGAAGAUCCUUCCAAAGAUUGAGACAAAGGGAAUGACGUCAGACGACGUGUCAACCCUGUCUGACAAAUCCUUCAACGUGAUGCGCUCUGCCUUCGUGGAAAUCUCUGACUCCGUAACCCAUAGCAACGGGCCCAUAAGGCACUGAACAUUUACCAUACUCCCGCCUCUUUUUCUGCCCCCAUCUGAGACCUAUUCCUACCCAAGACCUCCCCUCUCUCCCCAGGUUGUCCCAUUACCUGGCCAGGAAACAACAUGACACAGGUCUCUUGUCAUGAAAUCUCUUCUUGUCUAGUUGACGCCUGGUCCAGUUGCCUCUGGCCUGGCCUGACCAUACAGCACAGUCAGUCCCGACCCUCACUGUGUAUGCAGCAGCACCGGCAGCAGCGCUGCUCUGCACGCCGUGAGUGGAGUGACGGACGGCAAGCCGAACAGUAUGGAUGUGUGUUGUUCAUGCAUGCCUUUUGGAUGGCUCUGUCCACCUUCAUCCUUGCUUUGUACUCUGGCUACAGAAAGCCUGGCUUUGUUACUAUCUUAUUUUAUCACCCUUUUGAAGUUUCUUUGGCCUUUUCCUCCCCUUUUGUCGCCUCCUGCCUUUUGUUUAGCAGAUAAAGUUUGGCUUUCUCUCUUUGCUGUUCAUAAAUGUCAGUAGAAAUUCAUGUGUUCCUCUCAUGAGGCCUUUGUUUUGGUUAUCUUCCAGUGCUCACACACGUAUUCAGAGUAGCCCAUGUCCUUCCUUCGUUUGCUUUCAGUUUGUUCUCCCCUUUCUGCAUUCCUGUCUCUUGCCUAAAGACAAAGCAGAGCGGGGUCUCCACAAGUGGUGGGGUGUGUGGAGGUCGAUGGUGGUCGACCACGGACUUCUUUAGUUAUGUCGCUAUGAAUUCAACUCUGUAUGCGUAUUGGCUCUUAAACUCAAUGACCAAUAUCUCCAUGGCAUACUUCAUGAUGUCAGAAAGCAAGGAUUACAAGGUUACAAGAUACUGUAUAUGACAAUAGCACCCAUCUGUACUGACUUAAUGGACUUCUUAAGUGAACUGAUCCAUUUUCAGUGUUGUGUAUUGUUGGUGUAUCAUUGUGCGUCCUUUCAGUUUGUCUCUCCAAAAGAAUCGAAAUAAUCGGCGUGCAGCACUGAGCAGCAAGUGUCCUCUGGCUGUGUUCUAGAUUUUUUCGCUAUUUAUUUUCACAUCAGAGAUCAUAUUUUGAUGUUUUGUUUUGUUUUUUAAAGUAAUCACAUGAUUUUGCUCCUCAGAAAGAACCCAUAAGUGAACCUAUUUAAGAUGUGUCAAAAAAGGUGACUUCAUAAAGUGCAAUGUCAAAGCAUAAUGUUCCAAAGUGCAAGCUACCUGCUGUGCCAUGACAAAGAUUUUUUGGAAAGUUUCCAACGUUAGCCCGUUAUUUUCUCACCAUGACCUGCUUAAUCAGUCAUUCACUGAUUUAUUCUUCUUUACUAAUGAUGUUAUCUCGCCUUUACCAAUGAUAAAAGGUUGUUCUUGCUGUAAAGAAGAGGGUAAAACUUGUGUAGAAUUCUGAAAUGAUUGAGAUCUUAAGCGUUUUUUUUUUUUAUUUGAUCUGGUUUUAUAUGUUUUGAUUAACUGGAAGAGUUAGUAAUUACUAACAAACCUGACAGAUUUAAAGAGGUUAUAUCUUAGUGUUUAUUGGCUAUGUGAAGGGUUGUCCCUGAUUUUUUUUUUUUUUUUUUUUUAAAUAAUAUGAAAGUGAAAAAUGUUCUAGCUGUGAUUCAUUUAUUAGUUAACCUCGUAGGAGAAUAUUACGUUAUUUAAGAAGUUUUUGGCCUUAAGUUUGAUUGGUUGUUGUCGUUGCACUUUUGAAUUGUUCGACAAGUUUGCUUAUAAUUGAUUUAUGUUGUGUAGUGCGUACUGACAAUAACUUCUAACCUCGUAGAACUGUUUUUAUUUUAGUUACAUCCAGGUCUUAAUUUUCACAUUGAUUCCACUGCCUUUACACUGUCUGCAGACUCACUUGUUUUACCCAUCAAACACCAUCUGAGAAUGUAUUGCAGCAUUCAGGAUAUUUGUUUGCUCUUAACUGAAACUUGUUAUUGUGUGUUUUUUUUUCUUUCAUUGCAUACAAAUCCAGGAAAUGUAUUUAUUUGAGCAUUAGAUGUUAAAUUUAGACUGACUUGCUGUGCACACAGAGCUCCUGAGGAUUUCUUGUGAAUGGAUCUGUGUAUACUUUGGUACUAAGCUUGUACACUGCUAUUCAUAGCUGAGUGCAACAGUAGUUUUAGUGAUAACUGCUGUAAGUACAUGUAUUCAUGUCAGGAUUUCACUUCCGUUAAGGCCAGUGUGGAAUAUAUUCCCCAACUAACUAAUAACAACUCAACCAAUUCUUCCCCCCCCCCUUCUUUAAAUAUAUUUAUUGACUUCUUCUUGUUUGUAAGAGCAGAUUUUACCUUUGCAGCAAGUGGUCCGAAUGUUAAAAAGCACUCUACCAAAUUGAUAUCUUCCAAAAUAUAAACUGUACCCUAUAAAUUUUUUUUUAACAGAGUGUUUUAUCCAUUUAUGCUGUUCAUUUCUCAGUUAUUUUGUAAUACAAAUGUGUGAUUUGUAAGCUUUACGUCACAAGCUUCAACUGGUGGCUAACAGGCUCUGCAGCAACCCUGCCGAUUUAGAUUUUUGUUUCUUUUUGGCAGUUGUUUACGAACUAAUACGUAAGAUAUUGGAAAAGAUUCAAAGUAUUCUCAACCUUAUUAAAAGCACUUUUCAUGCUGAGUUUGGGUGGGGAAAAAAUACAACAGAGUUUUCUCUGAUUUUCACCAAAGCUAUUAAAGUGUAAUUUAGGUGGAUAUGAGAAACAGAGCUGACAUCCUGCAGAGCCUUGUGUGUGUGAGAGAGAGAGAGAGAGAGAGAGAGAAAGAAUGAGUGGGUGUGUGUGAGUGUGUGUGGUCCUACUGUAUAUGUGUGUAAAUAAACACACAUGGUAUAGACGCCCAUUAUAGUAUCUGGUUAAUAUUGAUGAUGUAGUCUUCUUGAUUUCACCUAUUCUGGGUAAAUGUGAAUGCCUUGCAAAACAAUAAAUAAAAAAUUAUUCUUUUUUUUUUCUUAAGUUGUGCACUUAAAUGCCUAUUUUUACCUUCCUGUGCGAUUUUUUUUUUUUUU